Molecule: messenger RNA, 4457 nt
Organism: Aegilops tauschii subsp. strangulata
Lineage: Eukaryota; Viridiplantae; Streptophyta; Magnoliopsida; Poales; Poaceae
Product: putative disease resistance protein RGA3
Molecular function (GO): ADP binding
Source: RefSeq, a predicted model, not a curated record
UCGGCCGGGGGCCCUCCUCCCGGCGACGAUGCUUCCUCCGUCUCCGUCUCCAAACCUAUGUACUACGGGACUGAAUCCCCGCCCCGGCCGCAGAUCCGCGUUCACGCGGGGAAGAGAGGCACACUUGGGUUGGGUGCUCCCGGUCAAAGAAAGAGACAACUCCGGCGAAUCUUUCUUCCCCUCUCGCGCUCACACUCGACCACAUCCAGUCCACACCUCGUCGCCGUCGCCGUCGCCGUCGGCACUUAUCAGGCCGCGAGUCUGCAACCACUCGAUUCAGAGAAUGAAAAGAAGAAUCUGCCCCCCUUCUUCAUUGUGCCUAUCUCUUCUUCCCCGCAAGCGCUGUAUCCUCCUUGCUUCCCGGUCACCGGCGGCGACGGAGUCCCUUGCAGACGGCGUUGAUACAGGCCAGUCUCUUUCUCCCCCUCUACGAUCCUCUCCGGCGACCUCUGCCUCACCGACUCCUUCCUCUGCACUAGGCUGUGAGAACCGCGCGUCAGUGUUAUCGGUGUCCCCGUAAGAUCCGCCCGGGCCAGCAAUGGCGGCAGCGGCAGCCGUCGUCGGGGGCAUGGUCGCCUCGGGCGUCAUCAAGGUGGUGAUAAAACAGAUCGGAUCCGCCAUCGGCGGCAAGAUCAAGCUGCACAAGAACCUGAAGAAAGAUCUGCAGAAGAUGAAGAUGACGCUGGAGUCGGUGGAGGCCGCGCUCAGCGACGCCGAGAGGCGCUCCAUCAACGACAGCUCGGCGCUGCUGUGGGUGAACCGGCUCAAGGCCGCCAUGUAUGACAUCUCCGACAUGCUCGACGAUUUCGAAUCUGACACACAGUCCCGGGUCGGAGCUAUGAGGAAGAAGAUCAGUAUGCCGGACAAGAUGAAAAAGAUGCAAAAGCGUCUACAGAAGAUAACAGAAGACCAUCAGAACUAUCGUCUUCUGCCAGAAACUCGCAGCAAUGAGCCACAACUUCCUGAUAUCCGGGAAAAUGCAGGGACUAUGGUGGAAGCAGAAAUCAUCGGGAGGGCCGAGGAAAAACUGGAAAUCUUGGCUCGAUUAUCUGGGAGCACCACUGAACAUACCACCUUUGUUCCCAUAUGGGGCUUGGGAGGAAUUGGAAAGUCCACCUUGGCAAGAUUGGUUUACAAUCAUCCUGAGUUUGAAAAACACUCUCGGGUAUGGGUCUAUGUUUCCCAGAUAUUUGACUUGAAAAAAAUUGGCAACACUAUAAUAUCACAACUAUCAAGACAACAGAGCCAGCAGAUACUUGAUCUGCACAGUAUUAACAUUCGCCUUCAAGAGCUACUUGCUGAGAAGAAGAAUGCUUUGAUCAUUCUGGAUGACCUGUGGGAGAAGCGUCCUUCUCAACUAGAAGAAUUAAAGUCUAUGCUGAAGCAGAGUAAGGGGUGCAAGGUGAUGGUUGUAGUUACCACACGUGAUGAAGGGAUUGCAAAUGAAAUCUCCACUGUGCAGCCUUACAAAUUACCUCAAUUGUCAGAUGAGAUGUGCUGGGAAAUAAUGAGCCAAAAGAGUAAAUUCGAAACAAGGGACGACAAAGAACGGUUGGAGCCGAUUGGAAGGGAUAUUGCAAAAAAGUGCAAAGGCGUAGCUUUAGCUGCUCAAUCACUUGGACACAUUUUGAGGUCCAAGUCGUAUGGAGAAUGGAAUUCGGUCAGAACCAAUCAUAUCUGGAAUCUAUCUACUUCUACAGAUGCAUCAUCUAGUCAUGAAGUGCUUGGAUCCUUGUUGUUAAGCUACAACUUGAUGCCUCCAUAUUUAAAGUCGUGCUUUGCUUAUUGUGCAAUCUUUCCAAAGGGCCACAUAAUGAUUAAAGAUGAGUUAAUUCAUCAAUGGAUUGCUCUUGGAUUCAUGGAGCCAUCUAGUAUAUUCUCUUAUUGGCAACUCGGUGAGAGUUACAUUAUGCAGCUUCUGGAGAUGUCAUUUCUUCAACAUUCAAAGGCUAUUGUUGAAUGGUACGACAUAGACAAUAUUGUCACACUGUUCACAAUGCAUGACCUCGUGUAUGACCUCGCAAGGUCAGUCAUGGCUGACGAAUUUAAUUUGGCGGGCCCCAACUGCCGCUAUGCAUGGAACAUAGAUUCCGCGAAGCCACUAAAGUCAUCGACGACUUCACCUGAAAAGAUAAGGACGCUAAAUAUUGUGGGCGAUGAAACCUCAUGGCCGUCAUGGUACAAGUUCCAUCGUGAUGCAAUUGCACCAGCAAAGUACGUUCGCGUCUUGCAUUCAUCAGUCAGUUCAAAUAGAUUGGUUGCUUCUAUUGGUCAACUGAAGCAGUUGAGGUAUCUUAGUGCUCCAAAUAUCCGUGGUCGAGUGGAUCUCGGGUGUAUCGGUAUGCUUCAAAAAUUGAAUUAUCUCAACCUUCAUAAUUGUCAGGAAUUGUCAGCAUUGCCAGAGUCAAUUAGUGAAAUGGAAGGUCUGAUGUAUCUUAACUUAUCAGAUUGUGAAAAUCUGAAAGAACUCCCAAAUUCGUUUGCGAAUCUCAAAGAGUUGGUAUAUCUGAACUUAUCAAACAGUGAUAAUGUUAUAGGAUUACCCGAAGCUUUGGCUAACCUUACCAAACUCCAACAAUUAGAAUUAACAGCAUGUGAAAAUCUCAGAGGGCGUCCAGAAGUCAUCACCAAUCUCACCGAACUCCGCAAUCUGAGGCUAUCAAGGUGCAUGCAUCAUAUAUUUGACAGCUCAUCAACAGUUCAAACCGAGAGUUUCAUUGACAGUAUCUGUAGGCUUCCCAAUAUGGAGCACCUGGACCUGUCUUUUAAUGGCCAUCCUCUUAUUAGUAUACCAGAAAGUGCUAGCUGCCUCCGGAAGCUGGUACUUCACGGGUGCCGCCAAGUUGCCAGGCUUCCAGAAUGUGUGGCUAAAAUGGACCGUCAAAGCCUUUUUGGCUUGUUGCCACUAUUUUCUGUAACUACCGAUGAUGGUAAAUGUUACAGCAACCUUGGCUUUCUUGAGCAUGUAAAUCCUCACAAGCUGAACAUCAAGAAACUUGAAAAUGUGAAGUCCCCAGAAGAGGCACGGAGUGUAAGACUGAUUGAAAAACAUAGGAUUGAAGAAAUGUCAUUAAUGUGGAACCCACAAGCUGAGAGAUCUGUGGAUGACAUGGAGUUGCUGAGGGAGCUAGUGCCACCAACCACUUUGCAAAAGUUUGAGAUAUAUGGUUAUAUUAGUGCCAGCUUUCCAGACUGGGUAAUGAGUAUUGGCAAUUAUCUCCCUAAUCUUGACCGAAUGGAGAUGUAUGGUUUGCCCAACUGCAAAAGCCUUCCACCUCUCGCCCAACUACCACCAAACCUCCGGGUGCUUACUCUGGAAGAAAUGGAAAGCCUGGAAGAAUGGAACACAACAUACUGUAGCGGUGAGGAUGGUGUGAAUGAGCUCAUGUUCUGUAAGCUUGAGCAAGUGAACAUACAUUUUUGCCCCAAGUUGAGGAUAACACCACACCUUCCUAGAGCUGCAUCUUGGAGUAUACGCGGAAGUGAUAAUGUGCUCAUAUCAUGGGCAGGGAGUGUGUCACACAAUGAUGCUUCCUCAUCUUUUUCAGGAGUAUCUACUACUCUGAUAGUUGGAAGAAGCAAGGUGCCUCUGCACCAGUGGAGAUUGCUUCACCAUAUACCUGCCCUCAUUGCUUUGCACAGCUAUAAUUGCUGGGAUUUGACAAGCUCGCCAGAGAUCACCUUUGCCCAUUCAAAACUGUCGGAAUGGGUAGGAGAGUUGGCAUCUGUUCAGCAACUGACGAUAAACCGAUGCAUGACGCUAGAGGAAUUGCCCGGUAACAUGAGGCAACUCAAACAGCUGCAAUCAUUAAAACUAAAUAUCUGUUGUAGCUUGAGACAGCUGCCGCUGUGGUUAGGAGAACUUACCUCUCUCAAGAAACUUAUAAUUUGUAGCUGUUUUGCUAUCACGAUCUGCCAGACAGCAUACAACAGCUCACAAACCUCCAAGAAUUAAACGUUAGCUACUGCGGUAACUUAGAGCAGUGGUGUGAAGCAGAGGAGAACAAGCCGAAGCUUGCUCACAUAGAACAAAAGAGGACCUAUUUCCCCCUGAGGACAGCUGCCAUUCCUGCCAGCCGCCGAUGGUCCCCACUACGGUGGCCCUUGCUGCGAACGAAAAUAAGAAAGUGAUGCUGGAGAAAAGAAAGCGGAGGCGCGAAUCAGGAGUUCAGGACUUAGGCUGCUCGAUCGAGUCGGUUGAGCCCACGUCCAUCUGAAUGAAAACUUCGUAGUAAUUACUACCAUGUGGUUCCAAUCUACUCCUGGCAUGCACUAAAUGUACACUCCCUGAAUUAUUGCAUGUUACCUUCGUCAGCAGAUAUUCGUCAAUAUUGUGCUACUUUGUUAUCUGCUUCCCUUGACAAAGAAAAUGUGGUCCACUCACUCGGAAAGAGUGCUUCUCCUUUGGUUUUCCUGACUAUGCAUGUUGGUAAUAGUCUGAACCCUUACACUGACAA